Neomonachus schauinslandi (Hawaiian monk seal) is the source of this 1264-nucleotide messenger RNA. It is a transcript of the gene PLA2G15, whose product is annotated as phospholipase A2 group XV. Gene Ontology annotation, biological process: ceramide metabolic process; phosphatidylcholine metabolic process. Lineage: Eukaryota; Metazoa; Chordata; Mammalia; Carnivora; Phocidae. The record is from RefSeq and is a predicted model, not a curated record. Gene Ontology annotation, cellular component: lysosome.
AAUCCGCACCUCGGACCUGCAGCGGCGGUGUCACGCAAUGGGUCUUCGCCUCUGUCCCUACCAUGCGGCGCUGCUCCCGGGUGGCUUCCUGUGCCUCCUGCUCCUGGCGGAUCCGGCGCUCCCGGUCGGACGUCCCCCUCCGGUGGUGCUGGUGCCCGGUGAUUUGGGCAACCAGCUGGAAGCAAAGCUAGACAAGCCAACGGUCGUGCACUACCUGUGCUCCAAGAGGACAGACAGCUACUUCACGCUCUGGCUCAACCUCGAACUGCUGCUGCCAGUUAUCAUUGACUGCUGGAUUGACAAUAUCAGGCUGGUCUACAACAGAACAUCCCGGGCCACCCAGUUCCCAGAUGGUGUGGAUGUGCGUGUCCCUGGCUUUGGGAAGACUUUCUCACUGGAGUUCCUGGACCCCAGCAAAAGCAGUGUGGGUUCCUAUUUCCAUACCAUGGUAGAGAGCCUUGUGGGCUGGGGCUACACACGGGGUGAGGAUGUCCGGGGGGCUCCCUACGACUGGCGCCGAGCCCCAAAUGAAAACGGGCCCUACUUCCUGGCCCUCCGGGAGAUGAUCGAGGAGAUGCACCAGCUGUAUGGGGGCCCUGUGGUGCUGGUUGCCCACAGCAUGGGCAACAUGUACACACUCUACUUUCUGCAGCGACAGCCACAGGCCUGGAAGAACAAGUACAUCCGUGCGUUUGUGGCGCUGGGUGCGCCCUGGGGGGGCGUGGCCAAGACUUUUCGUGUCCUGGCCUCAGGAGACAACAAUCGGAUCCCGGUCAUCGGGCCCCUGAAGAUCCGGGAGCAGCAGCGGUCUGCUGUCUCCACCAGCUGGCUGCUGCCCUACAGCUCCGCCUGGUCGCCCGGCAAGAUCUUCGUGCGCACACCCACAACCAACUACACGCUGCGGGAUUAUCGCCGCUUCUUCCAGGACAUCGGCUUCAGAGACGGGUGGCUCAUGCGGCAGGACACGGAGGGGCUCGUCGAAGCCACGGCGCCACCUGGCGUGUCGCUGCACUGCCUCUACGGCACUGGGGUCCCCACGCCAGACUCCUUCUACUACGAGAGCUUCCCGGACCGCGAGCCCAGAAUCUGCUUUGGCAACGGCGACGGCACCGUGAACUUGCAGAGUGCCCUGCAGUGCCGGGCCUGGCGCGGCCGCCAGGAGCAGCCAGUGUCUCUGCAGGCGCUGCCGGGCAGCGAGCACAUAGAGAUGCUGGCCAAUGCCACCACCUUGGCCUAUCUGAAACGUGUGCUCCUUGGGCCCUGA